AUGCAAUUCCAAGAAGACUCACCGUCGCCAAGCAACAACAGCCUGCUGCCGAGCGAUUACCUAAACGCUCCCAUCUUCGCCUCGCGCUACCAGGACGAUUCGGCUGACGACGAUGACAAUGACGAUAACGACGACAAUGACGUCAAUCAUGACGUCAACGGCAGAGAAAUCGCUCGCGAGCGCCGAAGUUCGGCCGAUCUGGCUCGCGCGAUUAACGGCGUGCGGCAGCAUUGGAGCCCGACUGAAACCAUGCAGCUGGUUACCGCUUUCGUCGAGCUCGACCGCGAAAACGACGGCAUGCGCAUCGUCCAUGGCUCCAACUACUACCGCGAAUUAAUCGCCUUGUUGCUUCGGAAGUUCCCCGAGUUCCGGCACUCGCAGCCGGCCGUCAAGGCGAAGCUCAUUCGCAUGAAGAAUAAAUACUACCGGCUGCAGAACCGGCUGGACCGGUCAGCCGUCUGUUCGAAGGAUCAGCUGCCGGAGUGGUAUGUGCUGAUGGAUUCGGUGAUGGAGCGCGAUGAGUUUCGGUUGCGUUCGGCGAGGGCGGAGAUUCGACCAAAUAGAGGACGUCGGGGUCGACCGCCGAAAUCGGGAGGCCGUCCUGCAGCAGCACAAGCAGUACCGAAGCGAGAGAGGGAACAAGGCGAUUCAAGUGACGACGACUUGAACCCACUCGACGGUUCUCUCGACGACACUGAAGCGUAUUCGUUCCCGGCUCUCCCAACCCUGCCUACUGCAGCAAACACGAGAGCACUGCAGUAUGCUUCCCCAGCUCUCCCAACCCUGCGCACUGUAUCAGUUACGGAACCACUGCCGUAUGUCUCUCCACCUCCCCGAUUCGCCCGAGAGGGUUCUGCACUGUACACCCCGACUGCAGCUGCUGCGUUGCCACUUAAAGCCGGAGCAGCAUCAGCACCUGGGGCGGCACCUGGGGCGUCAGCAACUGUUGGGCAAGCUGUUGCUGCAGCGACUGCUGCUGGGGCAUUGGCGUUGGCAGUGCUCAACGCAAGCAAUCCUCUGCGUGGUGUUGCUCCGAUAGGAGCGUCAAGGCUGACGCCCCCCCCUGCUGCUGAAGACGAUAGGCUGACGUCACCUGCUUCGGCCCGAGGUGAUAAGCUGACGUCACCAGCUUCUGCUGAGGAUGAUAGACUGGCAUCCCCUCCUUCUGCUCGAGAUGACAUGCGAAUGUCUCCCCCCAUUACCCGAGGGGGGAGGCGGAUGUCGGCAGGUAUGGGACCCACUGGGUGGAGGAGGGGCAGGUGGGGAUCAGGGUGGCGAGAGCGAGAGGGGUUUGCAGUCGAUCCCGGGAUGCGUUCGCACUUGAGUGCGCGUCGCACGGCCGGCAGGGCAGGCCUGAUGGAUCCCGAAGGCCUGGGUGCUGUGAUGGACGAGGCGGUUGAGAGUGCAUUUGCGGGUUUCGAGGGGCUUACUCAGGAAUGGGUGGAAAGAGCGUGUGGUGAGUUCGAGGGCAUGGUGGCUGACAUGGCCGAGAGGGCUUGUGCGCAGUUCAGGAGCGCUGCUAGAGAGUUUGCUGGGUCUUGGAAAGCCGGGCAGGAUUACAAGAGGCGGAGGAGAUACUGA
Closterium sp. Yama58-4 is the source of this 1581-nucleotide messenger RNA. The record is from the annotation of a GenBank genome assembly. Lineage: Eukaryota; Viridiplantae; Streptophyta; Zygnematophyceae; Desmidiales; Closteriaceae.